UGGCGUUUAUUUUUGUAUGCUAAAAGUUAGCUGCAUAUAAAUAUACAAAAUUCUGGUAUUUUCAAUAAGUUAAAAUAUAAUUCAACCGUUGGAGGCUGUGUUGUGUGUCAUAUGCGUCCAGUAUGAGUGGGGGUUUGGCACCAAGCAAAAGCACUGUGUAUGUGUCCAACCUGCCAUUCUCUCUGACCAACAAUGACCUACACAAGCUAUUCACCAAAUAUGGAAAGGUUGUGAAGGUCACAAUUGUAAAAGAUAAAGACACUCGCCAGAGUAAAGGGGUGGCGUUUGUUCUGUUCCUGGACAGAGAAUCAGCUCAUAACUGUGCAAGAGCAGUGAACAACAAACAGUUGUUUGGCAGAACAGUGAAAGCGAGCAUUGCUAUAGACAACGGGCGAGCAACAGAGUUCAUAAGAAGACGGAACUACACAGACAAGAGUAGAUGUUACGAAUGUGGGGACACAGGUCAUCUGAGCUAUGCGUGCCCCAAAAACAUUCUGGGAGAGAGGGAACCUCCAAAGAAGAAAGAAAAGAAAAAGAAGAACAGGCCUCAACAACCUGAGCAUGUUGAAGAAGAAGAAGAAAGUGAAGAAGAAGGAGAGGACCCAAAAUUAGACAGUCUGAGCCAAGCCAUAGCUUUUCAGCAAGCCUGUAUUGACGAAGAGGAGACGCAGAGGAAACAGACCCGUUUGUCUCAAGGGGACGGUGCUCAGGCGUCAACAUCCUCGGACUCUAAGAAACCAAGGAUUAAAAAAAGCGCAUACUUCAGUGAUGAGGAGGAGCUUAGUGACUAAUAUACACAGUUUGGACCUAAUUUUUUUUGUGAAAUAAUGCUUUAUUUUUGUAAGCAGUAUUGCGUUAUUGUGGGGAUAUUAAACAUGCUUUCAUGUACAGUGAUAAAGUUUGAUUUUUUUUGUACAUAGAACCAUGACAUUUUUGUGUUUCUAGACAUACUGUGUAGUUUCUCUUUGGUUGAUUGUGUGUUUGUUUUUUUUAUGUCAAUAAAUAUACAUUGUUUCUUGAUGAUAUACUUAAUAUCAAUUAUUGGAUGCUCUAUUGUUCAAUGCAGAAUCAGAUAAAGAGUGUGAAAGAAAUACAAGGUUAUGUAAAGUUGCAGUUGAUGCUGAAAUAUCUUUUUUUAAUCAUUGAUCAAUUUACUGGUUGGAUUACUAUUUUUUAAAACGUAUGACUUAAUUUCAUAGCCGUGCAUUUAAGGGGGGC
Molecule: messenger RNA, 1218 nt
Organism: Plectropomus leopardus (leopard coralgrouper)
Lineage: Eukaryota; Metazoa; Chordata; Actinopteri; Perciformes; Serranidae
Gene: zcrb1
Product: zinc finger CCHC-type and RNA binding motif 1
Biological process (GO): mRNA splicing, via spliceosome
Cellular component (GO): U12-type spliceosomal complex
Molecular function (GO): RNA binding; zinc ion binding
Source: RefSeq, a predicted model, not a curated record